AUGACUAUAACACCAAUAGACAACUUUGAUAAGGCAGUUGGAUCGAACUGCAGCUCCAAGAAGAAUUCUCCAAAGAAAGCACCCAAAUCAGAUCAGAAUUUCCCUUGGACUUACUACAUAAUCAAUUCUCCUCGUUGUGAGAAAGCCUUAGAAACAUUUCGAAAGAGUGGAACACUUCCAUCAGUAUUGGAAAGACCUCAAGUUGCCCAAUACAUCAAAAGAAUGCAAGUAAGUUCCAUGUUGAUGGGUAAUUAUCAAGAAGCUGAACAAUAUAAGAAUGAUUCAGAAAGAUUUAUCAAAAUAUGCAAGGAUUCUUUAAACGAAGAUAAUGCAACAUUUCAAAAACAUAAAUUAAAACACGAAAUUCUUGAAUUACACGCACAAAUACAAAAAAUCAAUGAGAAGUUUGAUCAGGAUAUCAAUGCCCUACUUGAAGAGAAGAAGAAAAUGCAAGAACAACUUGACAGCAAAUACACAGAAAAAUUAGAUAAAUUUGUUCAAAAGUGGGAAGAUGAAAGUACACUAAGAGCAUUCUCACGUCAAUCUGUUAGGUUAACAGAGCUCAGAUCCCAAGAAAAAUCAUUAAUUUUCGAAAAAGAUUACUACCGGGCAGCUCAAUUUAAGAGAGAUGCUGAUUUAUUAGAAAUUCAGGAAACAAAAAAGGCUCAGAAGAAGGCUGAAGCAGCGAUGGCGUCCGAGCGUGAAGAAAUUGAACUUGAUUAUGAUAAACAGCAGCAACAGCUUAAUAAUAUCAUAAUGAGGAAGAGUAAACGUGUUGAAAGACUUCGAGAAGACGCAAUACAUCCAAUUGUUGCCAGAAUUAAUAAAUUAGUUAUGGAUCGCGAUAAAGGUUACUUCCCGCAGCCUUUGGAUGCUUCCUUUGAUACAGAGACAAUGUUCCAACGCACUCCAAUGGCUAUUUCUACUCCAAGAACACGUCAAAAGCUUGUACAGUUCAAAACAACUAAAAAUGCUCAAAAGCUUCAACUCAAUGGUUUCAGACCAAUUCCUAUGGAUGGAAAAGUUAAGUUGGUAAUACCUAAGCUUGCACAGUCAAGAUAA
This is a messenger RNA of Trichomonas vaginalis G3, 1062 nucleotides long. RefSeq lists its product as uncharacterized. NCBI's taxonomy places the organism in Eukaryota, Parabasalia, Trichomonadida, Trichomonadidae. The transcript has a single exon. Bases 1 to 1062 code for a protein of 353 amino acids. The record is from RefSeq and is a predicted model, not a curated record.